AUCAUCCAACGCGCGACAGUUUCCAUUUCCACCAAUAUUAGUCUUAAAUCUUAAUUGCGUGCAAAACCUCCAGCAGUUGCUCUCAGGAAAAAUGUUGGACAAUGGCUUUGAUGCAGGAAACAUGUUGGACAACAGCUUUGACAGUAGAGAAGAUGAAUUUCCUAAUUGCUGUACUGAUGAGGUCAAAGUUGACCCCAGUAGGCCUCCAUCCCUAGCUUGGAAACGGAAACUUAAUAAUGAGGAGCAUGACCUUUCUCAAUUUGGUCUGACUUUGAGAGAAAAAAUCACUUUGGCUCCAAUAGGUUAUCGGCUGUGGCGGUAUCUUCGAGAGGAAAAAAUCAGGGGAAAGAACUGUUUUCUAGAUCCUUUUACGAAACGCCAUACAACAUCUUGCCAUGGGAUUCCAAUAGGUGGUAUUGGAGCAGGAAGCAUCGGAAGAAGUUUAAAAGGCGAAUUUAUGCGUUGGCAACUAUUCCCUAGAAUAUGUGAAGAAAAACCAGUCUUGGCAAACCAAUUUUCUAUAUUUGUUUCACGUCCAAACGGGGAAAAGUAUUCUAGUGUGCUAUGCCCAAAGAGUCUGGAAGUGUUAAAUGAUAGUUCAGCUUCUGGGAUAGGAUCUUGGGACUGGAAUCUGGGUGGACAAAGUUCCACAUACCAUGCAUUAUUCCCAAGGGCUUGGACUGUAUAUGAUGGAGAACCUGAUCCAGCACUUAAAAUAGUAUGUCGUCAAAUUUCUCCUGUUAUUCCCCAUAAUUACAAGGAGAGCAGCUUCCCUGUGGCAGUAUUUACUUACACGUUGUCUAAUUUGGGAAAGACGGCCGCAGAUGUCACUUUGCUUUUCACGUGGGCGAAUUCUGUUGGUGGAGAUUCUGGAUUUUCUGGUAACCAUUUCAAUUCAAAAUUUCGGUAAGGUUGCAUUUAUCACCUUCAAAUAUUG
Molecule: messenger RNA, 937 nt
Organism: Olea europaea var. sylvestris
Lineage: Eukaryota; Viridiplantae; Streptophyta; Magnoliopsida; Lamiales; Oleaceae
Product: non-lysosomal glucosylceramidase-like
Exons: 11
Coding region: 92-910 (272 amino acids)
Molecular function (GO): beta-glucosidase activity
Source: RefSeq, a predicted model, not a curated record